Messenger RNA from Parastagonospora nodorum SN15, 1436 nucleotides. RefSeq lists its product as hypothetical. Lineage: Eukaryota; Fungi; Ascomycota; Dothideomycetes; Pleosporales; Phaeosphaeriaceae. The transcript has a single exon. Bases 1 to 1164 code for a protein of 387 amino acids. The record is from RefSeq and is a predicted model, not a curated record.
AUGGCAUCUUUGAGCCUCCCGUCGUCUGCCUCUGCCGUGCGACUCCGCGCGAUCGACGCGAAGACGCAGAUGUGCGUUUCUGCGAAGGGUUUCAUUCAACCAAUCCUUCCUGGAUUCGAAAUCUUGAACUUGACGUCGAUUACGUUUCUCGUUGAGCAUCCGACCCUGCACAAGAAAGUCCUGUUUGAUUGCGGGAUGCGCAAAGACUUUGAGAACUUCUCUCCUCGCGUAAAAGAAAGGCUGAACUUGAAUGUGAAAGGCUUGGAGAUAGAGAAGGACGUGCAUGAAAUCGUGCAGGAAGCGGGAAUUGACCUAGAAGAGCUCGAUGCGACUAUCUGGAGUCAUUGGCACUUCGAUCACCAUGGGGCGCCAGAGAAGUAUGCUUCAAAGACAGAGAUUAUAGUCGGACCUGGCUUCAAGGAGAACUUCAUGCCUGGCUACCCGACAAUUCGCGAUGCCAUUUUCCUGGAUGCAAACUUUGAGGGCCGCUCAGUCCGCGAGAUCAGCUUCUCAGACGAGUUCCUCAUAGGCAAUUUUAGAGCACACGAUUACUUCGGCGAUGGCUCUUUCUACCUCCUAGACACUCCUGGUCAUGCCAUAGGACACAUGUGCGGUUUGGCGCGCACAACACCGAGCACAUUCGUCUUUCUCGGUGGCGAUAUCUGUCACUUUGGUGGAAGCUUCAGACCAACGUCCACCACCCCGCUUCCUGAUCCGGUUCCAAACUCACAUCUGGACCAGCAAUUGCCUCACCCAUGUCCAUGCUCCCUGUUCACGGAAUCACAUCCCGCCGGCCCGAAAUCCUCAGCAUCGCAAACGACUCCGUUCUUUGAAGUUACAUCCUUUGCGCAAUCAGCAUAUCUCGAUCGCGAGCAAGCAGCCAGGAGUAUUAAAGAACUCCAACGUUUCGAUGAGCAUCCUGAUAUUCUUGUAUGCAUCGCGCAUGAUCCAACGCUGAUCAAAGUACUGCCUUUUCUAAACGAUCGGCCGGACAAGGAUCUCAACGAUUGGCAACAAGAAGGGCUGAAGGAGAAAGCGCAAUGGGGCUGGUUGAAUGAGCUACCACGAGAUGGCAAGCCGGGACGCGAGAUGUGUGUAAAAGGUGUGUGGAAGGAGGGCAAAUUGAUAGAGGAUUUCACGAAGCUGAAGGCUACGUUGUAUUGAGACUCUGGAAUGCGAUGAUCUUUGAUAAAGACAGAAGUUGCGAAGCGAAAAGGGCGAUAUUGGGUCUGUGUCGCCUCCUCCUCACGAGAAGGGCUAAUGCCGCAUCUCCUGCAGAACAAAUUUUGUUCAAGAUCAAGGGAUUGGGACGAGAUGUCAGGCAAUGAGGGACAUGCCGUUAGGUAUGAGUCAAAUGGAGACGCGGAGCUUUAUAAGAUGGUGAUUUGGGUAUGAAGGAGGAGAUUAAACUACAAUACAAAGCUAUUCGCUGAUAA